Molecule: messenger RNA, 5385 nt
Organism: Cladocopium goreaui
Lineage: Eukaryota; Dinophyceae; Suessiales; Symbiodiniaceae
Source: the annotation of a GenBank genome assembly
AUGGUGAAGUUUGGACACCCGACUGUGAAGUCAGGGCUGCCAGAAGUUCUGCAGUCGACAAUCGAAUUCUACCAUGAAACAGGUGAUGAGCGCAAGCUGAAGGCAUCCAUGGAUUGUGAAGUCGCCCAGAUUCUCAGGGACAAGAGCCUCCUGUUGUGGGAGGAGAUGCGCAAGUCGGUCAACUGUCCAGACAUGGGUGUUGUUGAUGAGUUGCGCAGUGGUACUGAUUUGGUUGGAACUCUUGAGAAGACAGGGCUAUGGCCUACAAAAUUCCAGCCUGCGCUGGUGACCUUGGAUGAGCUGCACGAUAUUGCAGUGCGUGAGCGUGCGGGUCUGCAACAGCAGUUUGCUGGUGUUGGUGGGGCUGAGUUCAUCGAUCAAGUCUGGGAUAAAACUAUGGAAGAAGUUAAGACUGGAAUUUUAGAGGGGCCAAUCCCUUUGCAAGAAAUUCCUGCAGACCAUCCCUUGAAUCGUCGCUUUGGAACCCAGCAGGGACAGAAGGUAAGGCAGUGCGCCGUGAAGCCAUCCUCAAAGAAGUAUGCCUACAUCAUUGUGAACAGCCGGUCUGGUGAUAAGGUUCCUCCAUUUGGUGCUAUGUUUCAAGCGCUUGGAGUCACUAUUGACGUGUCGACGCUGCACAAUGGUCUUGUCAACACGGAGAGCAGGCGUAAGGAGCUGGUUGAGUUCUUGGACUUGGUGAUCGCACGAGGUCACAUGACAAAGCAAGAGGCGUUGCUAUGUCCGCGGAGCCAGACCCUGGUGCCUGAACAACAGGUCUUGACAAGACGCAUUGACUCCCUGGAGACAGCUUCGGGAAAUGCGUGGGGCUGCUGCUCCAUCUCGCUCUGCAGGCACUACAUGGGUGGACAACUUGGUGUCUACAACAUCGAGCAAGGCGAUGAGAGGAGUGAGCCGCAUGGUGAGGCAGCUGAGAUCUCCCCAGAGUUUAUCUCGGCUGAGUUGAUCAAGAACUACAUCAGGCACCUCAGAAACGAUGGGUCUGGGCACACCGCCUACAAGGGCUUUGCCGAGGCUUACCUCUGCAAUGAGAGGCAUGCUUUGGUGGACCGCUAUGCAGCGGGCGUCUUUCUGUUUGCGAUAUACUCCAGGGCCAGGUUUGGAGACUUGCGGAAGAUUGCAAGGGUCCUUUUUGACGAGGCAACUGGUGUCAAUGAAACUUCACUGGGCUUCAUUGAAAUGCAUUCGGAGUCCCACAAGAUGAGGGCAACUGGGAACAGACUUGGUGCACACCUUCCUUUGAUAGCACCCAUCAAAGGUUUGAGUGAGAUAGCCUGGGGUCUGGAGUUUGCGAAGGUAUCAAAGCUUGUUGUGCUUGAUGUCAAGUCUUGGGCCAAGGGGAAUCCCUUGCUUCCAGCACCUACACAUAUCGGGGACUGGACUGACAGAUCGGUUACAUCUUCAGAAGUUUGCAAGUGGAUUCAUGGAGUUUUACAGUCAUGUCAUGACUUCGAGCCGACUGGUUUUACACCACAUGGCUGCAAGGCUACAACACUCAUCAUGCUUAGCAAGUAUGGUGCAUCCCCCGAGGAUCGUUUGAUUUUGGGACACCACCAACUCAAUCGUGGUGCGCUAGAGGUCUAUGCCCGUGACCUCCAGAGCUCACCAUUACGGGUCCUGGAACAGAUGUUUGCCGAUAUCAGGGGCGGAAGAUUCUCUCCGGACACCACCAGGUCUGGGAUGUUCACACCGGUCCCAAACCAAGUGAUUGUGGAAAGCACAGGCAUAGAUGGAGUUCGGAGCCCAGUCGCUGUUAGCGUGAACCCAACACCAACAUCUCCAGCUGAUGACACGCAGGAGACAUCAGAACAUGCCUUCUCUGCCAGGGAACCUGUACAAGGUCCAGAGACGGUUGCCGAUGCCAUGCCGCUGCAGAGGUUGACUUCUGAGAGCAAUGUUAGUGAUGAUUCAGAGUCGGAGUUUUGCUCUGAUGAGUCUGAUGCAGAGGAGGUCAUCAGGGACAUGGCCACAAGCCAGCCCCUCAGCAAAGAGUACAAGCCUUUUCAUGCCAGAUUCUUUGUAGAUGCCUUGAAGUGCCAGCAAUGCAACAAGGGUCAGGUGCAGACCCCUGAGGGGGAGCGUGCGGCAGUCGCUGGAGCGGCAGUGAAGCGGGCCCGUAAAGCUGCUGGUGGCAUGGCAACGAUCCUUGAGUCGGAGGCAGCAUUCAAUGCACGGGCCUUGGAACACGGCUUGACAAGGGCACAGCUUGAACGACUACAGAACCAGGGCCUCACCAAUCUUUCCAAGUUAGCUUUCUCCUUGACGACGCCUGGAACAGUGCCUCCUGACGACGCCUUGAAGGGGCUCUUGGCCGAUAACCUGGAUGAGGUUACUAUUGGCCAGCUUAGUUCGAUCAGGAGGCUUAUGUUUGACGCACAAACCCUAUGUGCGUCCCAAAUGAAAACUACAAUCAGUGGUGCUGACCAUGGUCGAAAGGCCGAACUUGUGCCUGCAGAACGUGCCACAAGGAUCCAGCAACAAAGGACCCGUCUUCAGGGCAUGGAACUCACAGGACCUCUUGAAUGUGCCCACUCAUCCUAUGACUACGUGGCAAAAAUGUUGGAGGCAGAUGUCCCAAUGUAUCUUGAGCCUCAUCGUUUUACCACAAGGGCAAGUGAGGUUGCCCGCGAGCGUCCUGGCAAAGAGUUGGUGCUGGAUAACAUCAACCUCACGGUCAAGGACGUGGAAAGGAAAGACAAAUGUCAAAUCAGUAAUGAACUUCAGCUGCAUCAGGCACUUACCAGGAUUCCGCCAACCUACCAUGGAGCAAGUCCUCAGGGCAGACCGAACAGCCUGGGUCAAGAUGGCCGAAAAGGUCACUACCUUGAGGCGCCAGGCGAUGGAUCCUUGCCACUGAACAGAGCGCUAGACGAACUUCCAGCAGAUCCAUCCAUCAUGUUCCACUUGAUGCCCUUGCCGGUUGACAAGAGUACAUCGACGCCCAAGCACACCGAGCCAAAAUCCACGGCUGGCUCUGACCAAGGCCCUCCAAACAUCCGGAAGAAGGACAAGAAGGUCAAACAGGCCAAGGGCAAGGGCAAGGGCAAGACAAAGGACAAGAGUGCGGACGUGGACUUCAUCAAUGCAUGCGAUGCUUUGGGGCCCACUCGGCCCACCAGUGCAACUCUGCACUGGCUUGACAAUCUCAGGAGGGUGCAAGACAAGUCAAUUUCAAACCUUCUUUUCAUAGAAGUCUUUUCGGGUACAGCAGGCCUCACGGCCGAAGUUCGACGCCUUGGCUGCCAGCACAGUACUGGUGUUGAUGCCCACGUCACAAAGCAGGUCAAGGCGCCAGUGCUCCGUUUGGAUCUUUCAGAUGAAUCUGGGCAAGCUUUACUUUGGCGGCCGUUGGAGCCAGUCAGACACAUGCUGGCAGAGGGUGGGCCACUGCCCUUGAAGUUGAGUAUCCUCACGGGCUUUGCCGUGAGUGGGCAGCUUGUUUACGUCAAGCCCUCCUGGCUCAUGGCGCCUCUGACGUUUGAAGAGCUAAAACGACAAGGAGUGGACGGCCUUGAGUCAUCACCACCCCAUGCAAAGGAGAUCCUCAAGAGCAAAAACUUAUGCCUUUUUGCGGAGGCAUGUGCGCAAGUGAGUCACGUCCCUUUUGCGGAGCUCAUCGAAGCGUCUGGGUCGCCGGAUGUUACCUUGGCAUCAGACAUCGCAAGAGGAUUUGAUCUGAUGGGGUCCAUCCGUACGGGGGGCGUGUUUCCCCACAAGCCGCUGUUUGCAACUUUGCUCCCUGAGCAGGUCAGGGAGAUGUCUGGCAUGGCCAGGAUUGCAACUUGGAAUGCGGUCAGGAGAGGCAGAGAUAAUGAGAUGUGCCAAGAAAUUUUUGAUGCAACCAUUGAGGAGUGCGACAAGGGUUGGAUGCGUGGACCUUUCAGCAUUGAGCAGCUUCCUGAGAGCUCCAUCUUAACUCGCCGCUUUGGCGUGAGGCAGUCAGCAACACUGGCAGAUGGAAGCAAGGUCGUCAAGUUUCGGCCCAUCGAUGAUUUCUCUGAGUCUCUGAUCAAUACAACAAACUCAUGCGAUGAGUCCAUCCAGCCGAUGGGUGUGGAUGCGAUUUGUGCCACUUUGGUCAGGAGGAUGCAGUCUCGCCCGGGGGACCAGUUAGUUUGCAAGACUAUUGAUCUCCGAAAGGCUUACAAAAACCUUCCGUUGUCAGAAGCGGCGCUGGAUGAUGCAUACAUCUGUGUUUACUCACCGGCUGACGGGGCGCCCCGGGCUUUCCAAACGCUGGUGCUCCCAUUUGGAGCGCGAUCAGCUGUCAUGGGUUUUUGCCGCACAUCUUACGCCAUCUGGCGCAUAGGUGUGGUGGUGUUCAAUCUGCAUUGGACGGUUUACUUUGAUGACUUUUUCUUGGUGGCCGAAAUCUACGAGUCUAAACAUGUUGACCUAGCACAACGGCUUCUUUUUAUGGUUACUGGUUGGCAAACGUCAGAUGAGAAAGAAGGUGGAUUCAGCUCCAUUUCAAGAAUCCUGGGCGUGCAGAUCGACCUGGGAGACUCUCAUUUGGCUUCUGUUACCAUUUCCAAUGUUGAAAGCAGGGUGCGUGAGCUGACAACGACGAUAGAUGACUUGUUGGCAAAGGGUAGCAUGACCACUGCUGAGAUGAGGGCCCUCCGUGGCCGUCUGGUUUUUGCAGAGGCCCAGAUUUUUGGCCGUCUUGCAAGUGUCCACAUGAAACGGCUGUCCAGACUUGAAAGCCUGGUUGGGGAGGUUGCCAUUGACCAGGAACUUGGUGAAAGUUUGAUGUUUCUCAAGGACCGGGUCAUCACUGGCGGCCCUCGACGGGUACUUGCAUCAGUUGGCCGUGUUUUUUCUUUAUACACAGAUGCAUGUUUCGAGGAAUCUGUGGGUGGUGUCGGAGGCGUGUUGUAUGACCGGAAUGGUGUCAUGCUAUCCUUCUUUUCAGAGCAGCUUCCUGCUGGUCUAGUGGACCUCUUGAACCCAUGCCAGAAACAGAACUUAAUUUUCGAGUUGGAGGCACUCGCAGUGCUUAUGGGUGUGUCGUCUUUGCUUGAUCCUUUGGCAAUACAGCCGUGUGACCGUAUUGUGAUUUUCAUUGACAACAACUCGGUGCUUGCGAGGCUGAUCUCUGGCUCAGUUGGUACUGGAGUCGACCGCUUGAUCUUUGAAGGGAUUUUGCUUUGGGAGUUCACCGUGUGUGCGGUGACUUGGUUUGAAAGGGUGGCUAGCCAUGCAAAUGUUGCAGAUGAACCCUCCAGGGGUGUUUACAACCACCUUGAUGAAAGGUGUAGGAUCAAUGUAGAUCCUGACAUGUUUGUCAAUGACCUCUUGGCUCGCUCUAGAGCAGGUCAACAAAAUGGGGGGCUGGCACCUGCAGCAGAACUCCCCAAGCGUUAA